This is a messenger RNA of Vanrija pseudolonga, 1260 nucleotides long. RefSeq lists its product as uncharacterized. Lineage: Eukaryota; Fungi; Basidiomycota; Tremellomycetes; Trichosporonales; Trichosporonaceae. The coding region runs from base 1 to 1260 and encodes 419 amino acids. The record is from RefSeq and is a predicted model, not a curated record. The transcript has a single exon.
AUGUCGAUUCUUGAGUCCUGCAUUGCCCUGGCGAUGCUCGGUGCUCCUUGGGCCAUUGUCGUCUUGCUUGCUGUUCUUGGCUGCCUGGGCUUCGUUUCCGCCCUCGCUGCCGACGGUGGUGUCAACUUUGUCGGAAUCCCCGCCCUCGCCGACAUGGCCGUCAAUGCACUGUCUUUCCCCCACAUCUUCGACAACAUCAUUGCAUGGGUUCACGCCGCUGGUGACUUUGGCACCCUGCAGAUGCUGCGCCAGACGGGUUCCGUCGGGAAGACAGCUGUCGACAAGCUCGUCAAGCACAGCAAGGCGAUUGCUGUCGACGAAUGCACCCUUGAACUCAGAACCCUUGGCGGAGCCGAGACGUUCAUUCUGAGAAAGGACGCCUACAACCCCAAGCACAUCCCCCGCGAAGCCCGCGCCAUCGCCAUCUCCGACGCUAUCGACCUCGGAGGCGAGUUCACGCCCUGGCACCUCAAAGUUCUUGGUGACCUGCGCAUCCGCGCCCCGACUGUACGCUUUCUCUCCUCGUUCCGGAUGAACCACAGCCACCAUCUCCUCAAGGCACUCCUAGAGACUUCGCAGAUGGGCUCUGACACCUGCGUCGUCUUCAGCAGUGCGUACCGCAGCUUUGAGAACCCCAAGGACGACCCCAAGGACCACAGCCGCAGCUGGCACCAAGGUCCCAUGCCUGCUGCACGCCACGUCGUCAUCAACCUCCCUUUUGGUGGGGCGCUCUUCAACGAGAAGGCCACUAUUCAUGCCUGCGCUCCGACUAUUCUUCACCCUUCGACCGAACUCGUGACGAUCAACAUUCGCGUCCUGAGGCUCAAGAACAGGGCGCGUCCGCGCGAGCAUGCCCCUGGCGCCGUUUACAAGGUGCGCGACGACACUGUCCGCCUUGUCGAGCUCGAGACGUCCCUCACUCGCCAGAUUAGGAUCCUCGGACUCGAGAAGCUCGAUGAGGUCUUGGUCAAGGUAGACCGCUGGAAGCAGAAGGAAUCGGGCCACCAGGCUGGAGGUCCCCAUGUGACCGACUUUCUGCCGACUACCCACUCGCGCCUGACGACGGCGGCCAUGCGCCACACCACUCUCUUCGGUGAGGGCCGUGAGAACGCCAACCUCACGGCUGAGGAGCGUCUUUCGCGCCUUUAUCUCCAGCAGCUCCCUUUCUACGAGGCCGUGGAGGCUUGGCAGCUCGGCACGGCGAAGGAGUGGAAGAAGGAGAUCGGCGAGAAGGCCUUCAAGUUCCUUACGCUCGAGUAA